UUUUUGGGGCUCGCACUGUUCCAGAGAAUGCCAGGCGGGCUCCGGCACUCUCCCUGGGUCGAACGACCACCUUUCUAUCUCGUCCCAUGUUGUCCUCCUCCAGAUAGUGCUGCUCCAUACCACACUGCUUGGUCCUUUGGUGGUGGGUGAUUCUGUAAUGGUCGUCAUAGGUGGAAGAAGAGGAGGACCAAUGCGCAGCGUGGUCCCAGAAAAUGGUGUUUGGCAUCCGGAAGCGUAUCCAUGACCACCUGGUGGAGCGAAGAAUCUGCAGAACCCGGCUGGUGACCAAAUAUGGGCGCUGCAACAUUGAAUUCGGCAACGUGAAGUACGGCAACCAUUUUGCCUUCCUCUUGGACUUCUGGACGACCUUCGUAGAGUUCCGCUGGCGCUUUGUCCUCUUCUUCUUCAUCGCCUCCUUCACCCUGAGCUGGUUCAUAUUUGGACUGCUGUGGUUCUGGAUCGCCCGGAACAACGGGGACCUGACGUGGCAGAACCCCUCGAAAGGCCACAUCCCCUGUGUGGACAACGUCUACAAUCUCAUUACAGCAUUCCUCUUCUCCCUGGAGACACAGACCAGCAUUGGUUACGGUGGACGUGCCAUCACCCCUUUCUGUUCUGGUGCUGUAACCCUCAUCAUUAUCCAGUACCUCAUAGGUAACAUCAUCAACUGCUUCAUGUGUGGAGUCAUCCUGGCCAAGAUCUCCAUCCCUAAGAAAAGGGCCAAGACCAUCACAUUCAGUGAGAUGGCUGUCAUCUGUCCUAAGAAGGACUUCCUUUGCCUCAUGAUAAGAGUGGCCAACUUGCGCAAGACCCUGAUGAUCGGGAGCCAGAUCUACGGCAAGCUGUUGAGGACAACCAUCAAACCCGACGGGGAGACAAUCAUCAUGGACCAGGUGAACAUUGAGUUCGUGGUGGAUGCUGGAAAGGACAACCUUUUUUUUGUGUGCCCUCUCACACUCUACCAUGUGAUUGACAAUACUAGCCCUUUCUUUGAGAUGGCAGUGGACACACUCCAUAAGCAAGAGUUUGAGCUGGUGGUCUUUCUGGACGGCACAACCGAGUCCACCAACUCAGCCUGCCAGGUCAGGACUUCCUUCAUCCCUCAGGAAAUCAUGUGGGGUUACAACUUCCUGCCCAUCAUCUCCCGCAACAAAGAGGGCAAGUACAGAGUGAACUUCUCCAACUUCUCCAAGGUGGUACCCGUGGCUACUGCACACUGUGCCUACUGCUUCCACAACAUGAAGGGACACCACCUCCACACCAUUGAUGGAAUUGACAACGGGGAAUUUGAAGUGAUUGAUAACUUAGAACAACCUAAUAUGACCAAGAUGUGAGCUUUUGGAGAGAAUAUGUGGAAUAGAAGCCAGUUAUAGGUUGUACUCUUAGAAGAAAAGGGUUCCAACAGGGUUCUUCAGCUAUGCCCAUAGGAUAGCCCUUUUGUUUCAACACUGUAAAAAAAAAAGAAAAAUCUGAACAAACCUGAUUUUCCUGCAUUCAUACUUUAAAAUUGUAUUAUUUAAUUUUAAGUAGGAUUUACUGUACAGUCAAAAGUGUUGACACACCUACUCAUUCAAGGGUUUUAGUCUUUAUUUGUACAAUUUUAUACAUUGUAGAAUAAGACAUCAAAACUGAAAUAUGAAAUAACACAUAUAGAAUCAAGUAGUAUACAAAAACGUGUUAAAUAAAUAAAUAAAAUAUAUAGUUGAGAUUCUUCAAAAUAGCCACCCAUUGUCUUUAUGACAGCUUUGCACACUCUUGGCAUUCUCUCAACCAUGAAGGGACCUGGAAUGUCACGUGGAGUGCAUUUCAAUUAACAGGUGUUCCUUGUUAAAAGUUAAUUUGUGGAAUGUCUUUCCUUCUUAUUAAUGUGUUUGAACCAAUCAGUUGUGUGACAAGGUAGGGGGGGUAUACAGAAGAUAACCCUAUUUGGUAAAAUACCAUGUCCAUAUUAUGGUAAGAACAGCUCAAAUAAGCAAAGAUAAAUGACAGUCCAUCAUUACUUUAAGACAUGAAGUUCAGUCAAUACGUAAAAUUUCAAGAACUUUUAAAGUUUCUUCAAGUGCAGUGGCAAAAACCAUCAAGUGCUAUGAUGAAAGUGGCUCUCAUGAGGACCGCCAAAGGAAAGGAAUACCCAGCAUUAUCUCUGCUGCAGAGGAUAAGUUCAUCAGAGUUAACUGCACUUCAGAUUGCAGCCCAAAUAAAUGCUUCACAGAGUUCAAGUAACAGACACAUCUCAACAGUUCAGAGGAGACUUUGUGAAUCAGGUUUUCAUGGUCGAAUUGCUGCAAAGAAACCACUACUAAAGGACACCAAUAAGAAGAAGAGACUUGCUUGGACCAAGAAACAUGAGCAAUGGGCAUUAGACUGGUGGAAAUCUGUCCUUUGGUCCCAAAUUCAGAUUUUUGGUUCCAACCGCUAUGUGUUUGUGAGACACAGAAUAGGUGAAAGGAUGAUCUCCGCAUCUGUAGCUUACUUAACCAGCAUGGCACACUUAACCAGCAUGGCUACCACAGCAUUCUGCAGCAAUACGCCAUCCCAUCUGGUUUGCUUUUCAUUUGUUUUUCAAUGGACAAUGACCCAACACACCUCCAGGCUGUGUAAAGGUUAUUUGACCAAGAAGAUGGCCUCCACAAUCACCUGACCUCAACCCAAUUGAGAUGGUUUGGGAUGAGUUGGAUCGCAUUGUGAAGGAAAAGCAACCAACAAGUGCUCAGCAUAUGUGGGAACUCCUUUAAGACUGUUAGAAAAGCAGUCCUGUUGAAGCUGGUUGAGAGAAUGCCAAGAGUGUGCAAAGCUGUCAUCAAGGCAAAGGGUGGCUACUUUGAAGAAUCUCAAAUAUAACAUUUAUUUUGAUUUGUAUAAAACUUUCUUGGUUACUACACGAUCAUUCUAUAAUGUAGAAAAUAGUCCAAAUAAAGAAAAACCUUGAAUGAGUAUGUGUGUCCAAACUUUUGACUGGUACUGUACUUAUUAAGUGCUGACUAGUUUAGACUGUUUGGCUUUUUUUUAAGCUUGGUUUUAUUUGUCUUGAGUUAUCUUACAUAGUUAUUACAUCUUAGUAUAAGGAAUUCUACAAGUUAAAUGAGACACAUUCCUGAGAGAACAGCUUUUUGAAGCUGGGAUCUACCAAUGACUGGUAUUUGAAGAUACUGUAUUUAGACUUGUUUUAAAAAUCAGACAUGAAGGGACUAUCAAACUAAUAUUUGUAUUAAAAACAUUUACAAUCUA
Molecule: messenger RNA, 3228 nt
Organism: Oncorhynchus keta (chum salmon)
Lineage: Eukaryota; Metazoa; Chordata; Actinopteri; Salmoniformes; Salmonidae
Product: ATP-sensitive inward rectifier potassium channel 1-like
Exons: 2
Coding region: 213-1334 (373 amino acids)
Biological process (GO): potassium ion import across plasma membrane; regulation of monoatomic ion transmembrane transport
Cellular component (GO): plasma membrane
Molecular function (GO): ATP-activated inward rectifier potassium channel activity
Source: RefSeq, a predicted model, not a curated record